Molecule: messenger RNA, 714 nt
Organism: Lacerta agilis (Sand lizard)
Lineage: Eukaryota; Metazoa; Chordata; Lepidosauria; Squamata; Lacertidae
Product: olfactory receptor 14C36-like
Exons: 1
Coding region: 6-674 (222 amino acids)
Biological process (GO): G protein-coupled receptor signaling pathway
Cellular component (GO): membrane
Molecular function (GO): G protein-coupled receptor activity; olfactory receptor activity
Source: RefSeq, a predicted model, not a curated record
CACUCAUGAACUCAACAUUGAUUUCAUAUUCUGAAUGCGUGACACAAAUGCUUUUCUUUGUUUUUUUCCUGUCGUCGGAUGUGUUCCUCCUCACGGUCAUGGCCUAUGACCGAUAUGUGGCCAUCUGCCACCCACUGCAUUAUGCGUCUAUGAUGAAGUGGGGAAGAUGCAUCCAACUGGCAGGUGGAUCAUGGAUGGCAGGUUUGCUUAAUGCUGCUGUGCAUACCGGCACCAUUUUUUCACUGCCCUUCUGUUCCAACGUCAUCAAUCAGUUCUUUUGUGAAAUCCCACACCUAAUGAAGAUCUCAUGCGCUGAUUCAUACCUCAAUGAAAUUUGGACACUCCUCUUCAGUUGUGCAGUAGGUAUUGGCUGCUUUGUGUUCAUCGUCUUGACCUAUGUGCAGAUCUUCAGCACAGUGUUGAGCAUGCAGUCCAUGGCAAACAGGCAAAAAGCCUUCUCCACUUGCAUUCCCCACCUCAUUGUUCUCUCUGUCUUAGUUGGCACCAUUCUUUUUACUUAUCUCAUGCCAGCCUCCAUCUCUUCAUACAAGCUAGACCAGAUGCUUGCUGUGAUAUAUUCUGUGGUUCCUCCAAUGAUGAACCCGGUAAUCUACAGCAUGAGGAAUAAGGAUGUCAAAGCUGCCCUGGUGAAGCUGUUUUACUGGAAGAUUUAAAGCAAGAACACAAUGCUUCCUUUUCACUGAUAACCCUGCU